Strongylus vulgaris is the source of this 237-nucleotide messenger RNA. The record is from the annotation of a GenBank genome assembly. NCBI's taxonomy places the organism in Eukaryota, Metazoa, Nematoda, Chromadorea, Rhabditida, Strongylidae.
AUGAAGUUUUACCUCACGGAUGGGUUUGGAGAAAGUGAGGAAGGUGGACAACUGCCUAACAAGGAGUGUUUUAUUGUUGAUCGAGAACUUAAAGGCAGUGUCCGAGCAAAUUCAAGGAUUCUGAGUUCUCAGAUUAUGGUGGCCGACCCCCGAACUAAGAUUCCCGAAGUUCAAGCGAAUUUCGCUGUGGUAAGCGAGAAUAUCCCUGCGGAAUUUAUGUCACUUCGCCCACUUUAG